AUGCUCUACACGACGCACAGACGUGUGCACUUCACGCGCUACUCCUUCGUCCCUGACGCACUUCUGGCACCAGUCCCUUCAGCAGCCACUCAACCGCCGUUACCGAGGUUCGAACUUCAAUGCCAGGUCACACCAGCCGCCAUCCAGUGCGUCACAGACUUCCUACACCACAUCAGUAACAGACAAGCACCACGGACGCCGUAGUGGACUGUGGCAGAGUUCUGCGGGGUUCAUGCCUAGAGUGGAGCAGCGCAAGCCCUCUGUUUCCCCGUCAUCGCUGUCAAAGUCUCGUUCGAAGUGUCUGGUGUCGUUGCUGCCCUCUUCCCAGUGGCAGGCGCCCGCACCGGGCUACUGCGGCAGCGGCCCCGCUCCGAACCUCAGCUCCUUCUACACCCUCCCAGGCCACUGCAUGGAACCGGCAGCACCGAAAAGAGGAACUCAUCCAAAACGGGCUUGAGCCAUUGCAGAACCUCAUCGGACUCGGCGGCUACGUUGGGCAGAGCCUUAAGCUCGCCUACCGUGCGCUUUCCUCGAGUGGCAGCAGGGCAAGAGUAUGCACUGCUGACCUAUACAAAAGUGAGCAUCACCUCGCUGACGUCGGUGGCCGCCUUGGCACCCCCGAGACACCUCAGCCGCCUCGUCCGUCUAGCUCGCCAACGCCCAGCUUCCUACCCGACUCGAGCAAUCGCCCCCCUAAUUUCUUGUUCGGUGGUUUCUCGGACUUCGCCGUGUAUGCGCAUGCGGCUCGAUCCCCCGGAGACUCAAAGCCACCCCAGUGCGCUGAGAGUCGUACACCAACGGCAGUCCUUCGCCGCGGAGUCAGCAGCGCACCGAUGUCUUGUAGCUCCGGGGUGACCAGCAUAUAUGCACGUGAACCCUCGUCAAGCAGCAGUGGCAGCACAGCCACCUUUUCCCUAGAUCACGGGGACUUUUUCCUUGACGAGGAUCCGCUCGCGACUGAGCUGUUGCAAGGACCCGAGGCUGCACAGCACACUGCCCCAACGCACACAUCCGCCUCCGAACAGGCAGCGCGUGAGCCUAGGAAGGCUGGCGACCAGGCGUUGUCUGGCGUGCGGGUAGCGCCGUCGCUGCCACCCCUCCCUCAUGACGAGGCUCUCCUCUGACGAUGCACAGGAUACGCUGGUGACGCGCGCAUCUGAUACCCCAGCAGAUCUAGUGUGCUCCUUCGACCCCUAUGCCCGAGAUCUGACACUGUCUGCGGCUGCCGGGCAGUCUGCCAUGCCAGUGGCGACACCACCACCUUCCACAAGGACACUCUUUGCUGUCAAUCGAUCACGCAGCUCCCGGCACCGCUGCCGCAUUGUUGAUGAGUUGUUUCCAGAGCUCUUCCGUCUUCGUCUCCGGUAUGGGCGCACGAUGCACCAGAGGCGUUUCCCGUGCGGUGUAUGCGACGAUGCUUUCCUGGAGCCUUCACCGUGUCUGCGCAGCAGGGGUACUGCGACACAAGGCGCACGGCUCUCGUCCCUCUCUAAUUUUGCAGCGACAGUGUUCCCACAAGGUCGCCUCAGGCACACCUAUCAGCGGGAACAGCGUCUGUACACUCGACCAGCCUCGCGCGAUUGUCGAAGAGGCGGUCUUUGCGGCAACAACGGGCGCUCAGCAACCCACAUAUCCGCCGUUCUGGUGACCUUGAUAACGAGCAUCGGAAUGUUCAUCGCAAUCUUUUUCGCAUGCAUCGUUGCUGCGAGUGCUUUAUGA
Leishmania braziliensis MHOM/BR/75/M2904 is the source of this 1719-nucleotide messenger RNA. Lineage: Eukaryota; Euglenozoa; Kinetoplastea; Trypanosomatida; Trypanosomatidae. The record is from the annotation of a RefSeq genome assembly.